AUGUUCCCCUUUCCUUCUUCUUCUUCUCUCUUUCUUUCUUUCUUUUUCGUUUGUUUCUUUUAUAUCCCUUCCCUUUUUCUUCCCUUUCUUUCUUUCUUUCUUUCUUUCUUUCUUUCUUUCAUUUUCGUUGUUUGUUUCUUUUAUAUCCCUUCCCUUUUUCUUCCUCUUCUUUCUUUCUUUUUCAUUAUUUGUUUUUUUAUAUCCCUUCCCUUUUUCUUCCUCUUCUUUCUUUCUUUCUUUCAUUUUCAUUGUUUGUUUGUUUUAUAUCCCUUGCCUUUUUCUUCCUCUUCUUUCUUUCUUUCUUUCUUUCUUUCUUUCUUUCUUUUUCAUUGUUUGUUUGUUUUAUAUCCCUUCCCUUUUUCUUCCUCUUCUUUCUUUCUUUUUCAUUAUUUGUUUUUUUUAUAUCCCUUCCCUUUUUCUUCCUCUUCUUUCUUUCUUUCUUUCUUUCUUUCUUUCUUUCUUUCUUUCUUUCUUUCUUAUAACAAUCAUUUCAACUCCGGAUUGUCGUCCCGUGAAGAUAACAUCAAUAUCUUCUUAACCCACUUUGUUCAUAUACAUUUCACUCACGCUCAUUCUCUCUCUCUCUCUCUCUCUCUCUCUCUCUCUCUCUAUCUAUCUAUCUAUCUAUCUCGCUUCAUCUCUUCUCUCUCUAUCUCGGUUCACCACACUCCCCCUCUAUUUCUCUCUUUCUAUCUCUCUACCCUGGUUCAUAUCUAUCUAUCUAUCUAUCUAUCUAUCUAUCUAUCUAUCUAUCUAUCUACAAACAUAUACGGACUUACGGCCAUAUCACACAUCGUUCUCUUCCUUUCAUUACUCCUCUUAUUCUCUCUUACACUCCCUCUCUCUCUCUCUCUAUCGCUCUCUAUCUAUCCGUCUCUCCGUUUCUCAUUUUCUUUCGAUUUAUACCUCGCAUCUCUCUCUCUCUCUCUCUCUCUCUCUCUCUCUCUCUCUCUCUCUUCUGUAGGAAGUUUUGUUUGGAAAUAUUCCCUUUCAUGGUAUUUAUUCUUUAGUCUUCUUUUUGUUCCAAUCAAUCUCUCUCCGUUUUUCUCUCUCGUUAACUCAGUAUCUACCUGCCUCUCUCUCUCUCUCUCUCUCUCUCUCUCACUCCUCUCUCUCUCUCUCUCUCUCUCUCUCUAUCUAUCUAUCUUGUCUACGAAAUUUUAUUGGGAAAUUUUCCAUCUCAUGGGAUUAUUCUCUCACUCUUUCUAUCUCUCUCUCUCUCACAGUCACUUUAACGGACUCACUCUAUCUUUCCUUCCAUGUCGAUCAUCAUGUCACUUUCUAUCUAUCUAUCUAUCUAUCUAUCUAUCUAUCUAUUUAUCUAUCUAUCUAUCUAUCUAUCUAUCUAUAUAUAUAUAUAUAUAUAUAUAUAUGUUUGUCAGUUCAUAUAUGUUUGAAUUCAUUCUUCUAUAUAGAAGGGACUUCCUAUAUAUCAAUCUAUAUAUCUAUCUUAAUCUUUUUACAUUCUUAAUCUUAUUUUCAUUUUAUGGCUGUUUAUUAAUCUUUUCCGACCUAUCUAUCUAUCUAUCUAUCUAUCUAUCUAUCUAUCUAUCUAUAUAUAUAUAUAUAUAUAUAUAUAUUUUUCCAGUUCAUAUAUGUUUGAAUUCAUUCUUCUAUAUAGAAGGGACUUCCUAUAUAUCAAUCUAUAUAUCUAUCUUAAUCUUUUUUUACAUUCUUAAUCUUAUUUUCAUUUUAUGGCUGUUUAUUAAUCUUUUCCGACCUAUCUAUCUAUCUAUCUAUCUAUCUAUCUAUCUAUCUAUCUAUCUAUCCUUUUCUGUUUAUACAUUAUAUCCUUGUAUUUGUCUUCUUUUUUCUAAUCUAAUCUUCUCUUACGUUUUUUUUUCGUUACUCUUUUCAUUAUUUGACCAGUGA
This is a messenger RNA of Acanthosepion pharaonis, 1872 nucleotides long. The record is from the annotation of a GenBank genome assembly. Lineage: Eukaryota; Metazoa; Mollusca; Cephalopoda; Sepiida; Sepiidae.